AUGCGCCUACGUAUUGGGUCAUCCUUCAAUCGAUGGCUUCUCCAGCUUCAAAUUUCUCGAAUUCUUGCACUUCAUCCAUGGGGUCUUCUUGCAUCUCUCUUGCGCAUUCCUAGUCGUCUCUUGGAUGAAGUAACAACUUGUCAUCAUCGCUAUUUAGACCGAGCAGCAGCUGCAGUAACACAGAAUCCCGUCUUGUUUCCAAAUGGUUUUUUCUCUGACGGUUGGGGAGAUUUAACUACUCCAACACGGAUACAAGAAUUAUUACAAAGUCAACGAAUGAAUCAAGUGGUACUUUUGCAACAGGAUGAAUUGAAUUGGGGAAAAGUGAAUGAAUUAACAGUGGCAAAAGUGGCAUUGAGACAAGGUACAUUUAAAAGUACAUUGCUAAAUGCAAAGCAAUUUUUGCCUGUGGAAAGUCUCGAUGGAUUUUGUGAAUUAAUUACUCCAUUGAAAUGGGAACGCAAAGAUGCUCAGAUUCCACAAGGAACAAAAGAUAGACCUCUUGUAGUACUACUACCCGGGACAGGAGAACAUGGAUUUUUGCAUCGAAGAACAUCUGUUGCUAUUCCUCUGGCAAAACAAGGCGUUGCGACGUUGAUUCUAGAAGGACCUUUUUACGGAAAACGCAAACCACCUCAUCAAAAAGGAUCCAAGCUGCAAAGGGUAAGUGACCUGCCAAUUCUUGGUCAAGCGACAAUCGAGGAAGCCAAGUCCUUGUUACAAUACUUUCAUGAUCAUUACGGGUUCUCGCAACUAGUGGUCGCAGGUAACAGCAUGGGUGGACUGCACGCUGCUAUGGUUGCGUCUGUGUUUCCUGGGGACGUGGGUGUUACAGCAUGGUUGGCCCCGCCUUCCGCUGUUCCUGUAUUUGCAGAUGGUUUGCUUUCUGGGUUCUGCAAUUGGCGCUCGCUUUACAAACAACACGAACUGCAGAUGCUAGACAAAAUGCUCGCAGGGUACGCCGUAGCUGAGUCGUACGAAAAAAAGCAGGACGACGGUGAUAUCACUCAUGCUGAGGAAUAUCGGGCUAAAGCGUCCAACGUAAAACUGGAUUCAGUUCAAGAAGCCAAGAAACGCAUGAGGCUAUUUCUAUCGAUCACAGAUAUCGACAACUUUUUACCUCCCCGACGUUCGGACGCCGUUGUCUUCGUUUACGGUACUGAAGACGAGUAUAUUGGUUUUGCUGAGCCUCAGUGGGCGCAUAUGCGUGAGCAUUGGCGACCAGCAAGCUUUAGAACGAUCAAAACAGGCCACGUCAGUGGUAUUUUGUUAGAGCAAGCAGCAUACCGUAAAACGAUUUUAGAGGUUAUCGAUUUGCUGAAGCACGGAUGCACAGUAGCAGGGUCCUCGUCGGAUGCUAAUGUUUCCGGCGUGAAAUAA
This is a messenger RNA of Peronospora belbahrii, 1380 nucleotides long. The record is from the annotation of a GenBank genome assembly. NCBI's taxonomy places the organism in Eukaryota, Oomycota, Peronosporomycetes, Peronosporales, Peronosporaceae.